AUGUACCACCCCGGCUCAGCCUUCCAGGCCUCCUUGCCAAGAAGAACAUCGGUCCAGGUCCUCAAGAUAGAAGGAAUGGACAUGACCCAGCCGCCACACUACUCCAGCUCGGGUUACCACACGCCCUCCUCUUCCACAGCCUACGACGGCCGCCGCGACUCCAUUGCCUCAAUGCAGUCGUCCGCUUCGUGUGCUCACAGCUUCUCGAGCAACAGCUCCUCCUAUUACUCCACUCAGAUGCCUCCCACUCCCCACUCCGCCCGGGAAGGCUUCGAAGACUGGAUGGUCGUCCAGCAGAAUCCCGGCCUCCCCUUUGACCACCAGCCAGCCCACGACCCCCAUGGCCAUGAAAUGGACGACUUCCAUCCCGAAGCCUGGCCCAAUGCGAUAGGCCUGCCCCCGAAGCACAGGGCCCUCGAAGCCGAGCCUCCAAGCCGGCCCAACAGCUGGGUCGUGGUACCACCGGCCAUGAACCCUGCCCUCAGACUACAGGUGUCAGAAGGUGACGGCAUGGUCCUGCCCACGGCGCGCGAUUUCCCCUCGUUCUGCGAAUCUCAGAUGGCCCCCCAACAUCCGCGGACAUUACAGCCGCCCGUCGAGAUCUUCAGUUCGUCGGAGAUUUGGAACGCACAGCACCCUGCUGCCACCACGUCGAGCUUUGGCAUGACGAACCUGACGGCUGAAGCGUACGAGCCGGCGCCUGUGGCAACAGGCUUCAACCCGAAUUACGAGUGGCCGUCAGUGCAGCCUGAGGCGGGGUACGACCUCCCCAUGUUCCCCGAGCCGACGUCAUGCCAGCCGGAAGACACCAUCGUGGACACGGAGGACAAGUACAACGAGAUGCGCUCCGACAGCUUCGACGACAGCUUCGGCUCGUACGACGGCGGGUACAGCUCCUCGACCAGCCCGUCGUCGCGGUACGGCCACGGCGAGGAGACCCUCAUCAAGCAGGAGGGCGACGCGGACUACCACCACCAGCACCGGCGCGACUCCAAGCACAACCUGCGCGACCACUUCAUGACGCCGGUACGCAAAAACAGCAGCGGCCGGCGGGACUCGAAGGUGCGGGCGGGCGGCAUCACGAAGCGCAAGAUGCGGUCGAGCAACCUGAUGGAGUCGUUCGACGCGCACCACAACGGCUGCCAGGUCGAGGUCAAGUACCAGGCGGGCAUCCAGGUGGACCCCAAGUCGGGCCGGUACUGCUCGGCGUCGGGCGAGACCAAGAAGCAGCGGUGCCGCUUCGAGGGCUGCGUCAAGACGUUCGCCCGCCCCGAGCACCUCAAGCGCCACGAGAACACGCACAGCAAGGAGCGCCCCUUCCCGUGCGUCGUGCCCCAGUGCGGCCGCCGCUUCAGCCGCAACGACAACCGCAAGGCCCACUACGAGACGCACCUCAAGGAGGCGCUGCUCGGCAAGAAGGCCCGCAACGCUCCCGUCUCGUUCGAGGAUCUCUGCAGGUACCUGCAUCAGUCCGAGCCCGAAGAGGAGGCGCGGAAGAUGAUCGAAAAGCUGCAGAACCCCAAGUCCAAGAUCAAGUCGAGGGACUGA
This is a messenger RNA of Lasiodiplodia theobromae, 1548 nucleotides long. RefSeq names its product Zinc finger C2H2-type protein. Gene Ontology annotation, biological process: regulation of transcription by RNA polymerase II. The coding region runs from base 1 to 1548 and encodes 515 amino acids. The record is from RefSeq and is a predicted model, not a curated record. Gene Ontology annotation, molecular function: DNA-binding transcription factor activity, RNA polymerase II-specific; RNA polymerase II cis-regulatory region sequence-specific DNA binding. Lineage: Eukaryota; Fungi; Ascomycota; Dothideomycetes; Botryosphaeriales; Botryosphaeriaceae. The transcript has 2 exons.